UUCUUCCCCCAAUGUUUAAGAAAUGCUGCAUUUCUUACAGACAAGGAUGUUAUUUACAUGUGUCCAUUUAAUGGCCCCGUUAAAGGAAGAGUAUACAUCACAAACUAUAGGCUGUACCUAAGAAGUGUGGAAAACGAUCCAGUUGUGGUAUUGGAUGUUCCACUGGGUGUAAUUUCAAGGAUUGAAAAAAUGGGAGGAGCUUCAAGCAGAGGAGAGAAUUCUUAUGGAUUAGAUAUAACGUGUAAAGAUAUGAGAAAUUUACGCUUUGCAUUGAAGCAAGAAGGGCACAGUAGAAGAGAUAUAUUUGAAGUCCUCACAAAACAUGCUUUUCCCCAGUCACAUAACCUGCUUUUUUUUGCCUUUGCAAAUGAAGAAAAGUUCUCUGAGAACGGAUGGAUGGUGUACAAUCCAAUGUCUGAAUACAGAAGACAAGGACUCCCUAAUGAACGAUGGCGAGUAACAUUUAUUAAUGAACAUUAUGGACUGUGUGACACGUAUCCAUCGCUCCUUGUAGUGCCAUAUAAUGCAACAGAUGAUGACCUCAAGAAAGUGGCGGCAUUUAGAUCCCGAAAUAGAAUUCCGGUUCUAUCAUGGAUUCAUCCAGAGAAUCAAGCUGUUAUCAUGCGCUGCAGUCAGCCCCUGGUUGGAAUGAGUGGGAAGCGAAAUAAAGACGAUGAAAGAUACCUUGAUAUCAUCAGAGAGGCUAACGGACAAAUCUCAAAGCUGACCAUCUAUGAUGCUAGACCCAAUGUCAAUGCAGUUGCAAACAAGGCCACUGGGGGGGGUUAUGAAAGUGAAGAUGCAUAUCCCAAUGCGGAGCUUUUCUUCUUGGACAUUCAUAAUAUUCAUGUCAUGAGGGAAUCGUUGAAGAAGCUGAAAGACAUUGUUUAUCCUAACGUGGAAGAGUCACACUGGUUGUCAAGUCUGGAAUCAACCCACUGGUUAGAACAUAUAAAGCUUGUCUUGACAGGAGCUAUUCAAGUGGCAGACAAGGUAUCCUCAGGAAGGAGCUCUGUGCUGGUUCACUGCAGUGAUGGCUGGGACCGAACAGCACAGCUGACAUCACUGGCCAUGUUGAUGUUAGACAGCUACUACAGAACAAUUGAAGGGUUUGAAGUUCUGGUGCAAAAAGAGUGGAUAAGCUUUGGACACAAAUUUGCAUCGGUAAGAACUGGAAGAUAAUUGCAAGGGCCAUGC
Molecule: messenger RNA, 1197 nt
Organism: Meleagris gallopavo (turkey)
Lineage: Eukaryota; Metazoa; Chordata; Aves; Galliformes; Phasianidae
Source: RefSeq, a predicted model, not a curated record